This is a messenger RNA of Caenorhabditis remanei, 777 nucleotides long. RefSeq lists its product as uncharacterized. The coding region runs from base 1 to 777 and encodes 258 amino acids. Lineage: Eukaryota; Metazoa; Nematoda; Chromadorea; Rhabditida; Rhabditidae. The record is from RefSeq and is a predicted model, not a curated record. The transcript has 4 exons.
AUGGAACAGAGUCCGAAUUUCAAAACAAAUUUGAACAGUGAAAUGAGCGAUUUGGUGCAUCAAGCGGAAGAAUGGGCUCAAAUGCGUCAAAUGUCACCCCACCUUCCACAACAAAAUCCAGAAUUAGAGGGAAUAUUCAAAAAAGUACUCUGCAAAGCAUCGUUGUUACUUUUGGAGAAAUCAGGAGUGAAGACUGUGGAUGCAUUUCAAAAAUAUUUUGGUCCGUUAAUUGAAGAAAUGGAAAGAGAAAAAGUAGUGGAGAAAGAAGUGAUAGAAGUACAACGAGAUGGAGCAGUUUCACCGAUUUCUUUCGAAGAAUUUCAGAACAAUCCAAAAAUAGGCUGGUCUGAACUGCUCGAAGAGCCUUUCACAUCUUCAUCUCCCUACAAUUAUCGCCGUCGAACUUCAUUGUUUUCUGAUCUUAAUCUUCUAUCUCCAAUUGCUUCGGAAGCAAGUAAAUCUCCAGAAAAACUGAAAAGAUCUCAGAUGACAGCUGCUCGAUCCAUCAAUAAAAAACCCUUCUUCAAUUCGAUGUCAACUCCGAAAACUCCGUGGAGAAGAGGAAAUUCAAUGUAUGUGGAAGAUAGUCUCAAUAAGACAAUGAUAGUUACUCCAAGAAAGUCUGUGAGCGCAACAAGAUUGGCUUAUCCAUCUCCCAGUCCAUUGCCUGACGAGACACCUUUGGAGAAUCGAGCAAGUAGAUUGAGACGAAUGAAAAUAGACGAGAAGUUGCGUGAAGAAUCUUUUGGAUGGAAAAAAGGGAAUAUAUUCGGAUGA